Messenger RNA from Vigna unguiculata (cowpea), 1848 nucleotides. RefSeq names its product phenolic glucoside malonyltransferase 1 pseudogene. The record is from RefSeq and is a predicted model, not a curated record. NCBI's taxonomy places the organism in Eukaryota, Viridiplantae, Streptophyta, Magnoliopsida, Fabales, Fabaceae.
AGCCUUCAAAAUAAUUCAGUGAUAAAUGAGACUGCAAUUGCAAUUUGACCUGCGGUUCCCCGACCUUUAAGAAUUGGAUUUUCAGCGAUUUGGGACCACCGAUCUAUAAAUCUGCUCCACCCGUCACUUCCUUUUCAACUGCAACACUGCUUCUCCAUUCCUCUCAACCAUGACUCUCAAAGUUAUCCAAGUUUGUUCGGUGGCACCACUUCAUGAACCAACCCUUGUUCCAACCUCUCUUCCACUAACCUUCUUCGACCUUUUAUGGCUUCGAUUUCCACCAGUUCAACGUCUCUUCUUCUAUCCUUUCCCACACCCAACCUCUUCAUUCCUUCACUCUCUUCUUCCCUCUCUCAACCACUCUCUUUCCCUCACUCUCCAACACUUUCUCCCUUUCGCCGGCACCCUCACAUGGCCCUCCCACUCUCCCAAACCCAUCAUCAACUAUCUCCCCGGCGACACUGUUUCCUUCACCGUUGCUGAGUCCGACCAAAACUUCAACCUUGUCUCCUCCCACCUCUGUGAAGCAUCACAACGUCAAGAUUUAGCACCCCACUUGGCCAAUUCCCAUGAUAAAGCAUCUCUGUUGGCUGUUCAAGUCACCGUGUUCCCAAACGCUGGCUUUUGCAUUGGAGUAACCACACACCAUGCAGCUUUCGACGGAAAAUCUUCAUCCAUGUUCAUCAAAGCAUGGGCCUAUUUAUGCUCUAACCUUCAAAACCCUUCAACACCAACACCAUCCUUACCUCAGCAUCUUACACCUACGUUUAACAGAUCAUUGAUUAGAGACCCUUCUGGACUCGCUGAACUGUACGCGAACCAGUGGAUGAAUCAUAACGGUUCGAAUAACCGAAGUCUCAAGGCGUGGGAAUCUCUCACGGAAACACCGGGUGAUGGACUCAAAGGUUUGUUCGAAUUGACCCCUUCACAGAUCAAAAAGCUCAAACAAAAGGGAAACUCUAAGGUGAAAGUGGCUGUUCAUCUGUCAACGUUUUCUGUUACGUGUGCGUAUGUGUUAGCGUGUUUGGUCAAAGCGAACAAAGUGAAGGAAGAAAAUGUGCUGUUCAUAUUUUCUGUUGACUGUAGAAUGCGCUUGGACCCUCCAAUUCCAGCCACGUAUUUUGGAAACUGCGUUAGAGGGCAAUUUGUUGUGGCUUUGACUAAGGAGUUGGUGGGAAAAGAUGGGUUCGUUUGUGCUUUGGAGGGGAUAGUUGAGGCAUUGAAUAGGGUGAAGGAAGAGGGAGUGUUGAAUGGAGCAGAAAGAUGGGUUUCGAUUAUGCAUGAUCCUGGGAAGAGUAGAGUAAUUUCAACUGCUGGGUCUCCGUUGUUUGAGGUUUAUAGCAUUGAUUUUGGGUGGGGAAGACCAAAGAAGGUGGAUAUGGUAUCCACAGACAAAACAGGAGCGUUUUCUCUGAGUGAAAGUAGGGAUAUCAGUGGAGGAAUUGAGAUUGGAUUGGUGUUACCAAAGAGUGCGAUGGAAGAUUUUGCUACCAUUUUUGUUCAAGGACUUGAUUUCCUUUAAAGGUUAAGUUUCAUUGUUCUUAGAAAAAGGCAAUCUUUCCGUCUGAUUAUGUUGGAUACAGCACUUUUACCACUGAUAAGAGCAAAUAUAUCUGCUCCCUUUAUUUAUCUGUUACUUUAGUUUGACAAAUAAAUGAAAGUUGCUGCGUAGAGAAAAUUAACUUGUUCUAUGUUUUAGGAAAGUUGAUUCAAUAAUGCAGUCAUAUGGCAUAGAUAGAGACUCUCCUUUAUUUGGUGAUACUAAUACUUUAGCCUAAAAUAUGCUUUUGUUGAAUUACUUUUAUUUUUCCACGUUUUGCAAUGAAUAAUGUUUGUUGUCUUCUGUCA